Striga hermonthica is the source of this 906-nucleotide messenger RNA. Lineage: Eukaryota; Viridiplantae; Streptophyta; Magnoliopsida; Lamiales; Orobanchaceae. The record is from the annotation of a GenBank genome assembly.
AUGGCUGGUCUUAACAGAUCUCCUGUAUAUUCUAAGCAACACUCAGCUUCUCCAAGGCUUCCUUUAAGUACCAGGACUAACCCUUUCGACUCGGAUGAUGAGGUAGAUAAUAGUAACAAAACCAUUAAAACCUCCGGCCGAACAUCUUCAGAACCUUCUCUGCACAUGAGCACAAAUCCUUUCGAUGAAAGUCCUGUUAAAGGUUCCUACUCAGCCCAGAGCUAUCUUUCUUCGGCAGACAAUAGCAGAUACAAGAACGAUUUUCGGGACUUUGGAGGAAUAGAAAACCAAACAGUACAGGAACUGGAAAAUUAUUCCAUGUAUAAAGCUCAAGAGACUACAAAAACCGUCAAAAACUGUCUCAAGCUUGCCGAGGACAUAAGGGAAGAUGCUACUAAGACUUUGGUCACGUUGCAUCAACAGGGAGAGCAAAUCACGAGAACUCACAAGGCUGCUGCUGACAUCGAGCAUGACCUCAGCAGGGGUGAGAAGCUAUUGGGGAGUCUUGGGGGAUUAUUCUCCAAGACAUGGAAGCCUAAGAUGAGUCGCCCAAUUACAGGUCCUAUAAUCACCAAAGAUGAUCCAGUACAAAGAAAGGUCAAUCACUUGGAGCAGAGAGAAAGGUUGGGUUUAACUUCUGCAUCAAAAGGACAAUCACGUGCACACACACUACCUCCCGAACCCACAAAUGCAUUGCAGAAAGUUGAGGUGGAAAAGGCGAAACAAGAUGAUGCUCUUUCAGAUUUAAGUAAUCUUUUGCUGGACCUGAAGGAUAUGGCUAUGGACAUGGGAUCUGAAAUCGAUAGGCAGAACAAAGCUCUGAGUCAUGUUGAGGAUGAUGUUGACGAGCUGAAUUUUCGUGUCAAAGGUGCCAAUCAGCGUACUCGCCGUUUACUUGGAAAAUAA